Acaromyces ingoldii is the source of this 1641-nucleotide messenger RNA. RefSeq names its product HECT-domain-containing protein. Gene Ontology annotation, molecular function: ubiquitin-protein transferase activity. The coding region runs from base 1 to 1641 and encodes 546 amino acids. The transcript has 4 exons. Lineage: Eukaryota; Fungi; Basidiomycota; Exobasidiomycetes; Exobasidiales; Cryptobasidiaceae. The record is from RefSeq and is a predicted model, not a curated record. Gene Ontology annotation, biological process: proteasome-mediated ubiquitin-dependent protein catabolic process; protein polyubiquitination; positive regulation of protein catabolic process.
AUGGGAGGCAGCAGUGGCGGUAGAGAUGGGGUCACAUCAUCUGAGCCCGCCGUGCAGAGAGAAAUCGAAAGGGCAGAGAGGGAGGGCGUGGCAGAAGAAAAGGCAAAGGGGAACGACGAGGAGGAAAAGGAGCUGGCGAGGGUGUACGAGGCUUUUGAUUUUGAUCCGCUCUGGAGCAGACUGAGCGAGGCGCUCACGAGGAUGAAGGGUGAUCCAAACGCAGCUCAGAUCUUGCUGCCCUUGAUCGAGAGUCUCAUGGUCGUGUCUAAGCACGCGGCGUCGUCAGAGCCACCACCUGCUUCAUCCUCGUCGAUGCGAGGCUCGAUGUCGCCCAUGACCGAGCGAGCACCAGCGCCCCGGACGAAGAAGGAGCAAAUGUACGACAACUUCUUCACCUUCACCGAGAGACAUCGAAAGGUGCUCAACUUCAUGGUCCGACAGAACCCGUCGCUCAUGUCGGGUCCUUUCAGUCUCUUGGUCCACAACCCAAAGGUGCUCGACUUCGACAACAAGCGCAAUUUCUUCACCCAACAACUCCACAAAGCUAGACGAGAGCAUUACACUCCGCUGAGCUUGAGUGUGAGGAGGCAGUACGUUUUCUACGACAGCUUCAACUUCUUUGCAAGACACUCGGGGCCCGAGAUCAAGCACGGCAAGCUCACCGUUCGCUUUUACAAUGAGGAGGGUAUCGAUGCCGGAGGCGUAACGAGGGAGUGGUUCCAAGUCCUGGCCAGAGCCAUGUUCAACCCAGACUACGCUCUCUUCCAGCCCUGCGCGGCUGAUCGGACCACGUACCAGCCCAACAGGGCGUCCGCCGUCAACCCCGAUCAUCUGUCGUACUUUAGAUUUGUUGGCAGGGUUAUCGGCAAGGCCAUCUACGAUGGCAGACUUCUCGACGCCUACUUCACCCGAUCCUUCUACAAGCACAUCCUUGGCAAGUCAGUCGACUAUCGGGAUCUAGAGGCCGUCGAUCCAGAAUACUACAAGAGUCUCGAAUGGAUGCUUGAAAACGACAUUACAGACGUGCUAGACCUCAACUUCAGUGUCGAUGCUGAAGAAUUUGGAGAGACCAAAGUCAUCGAGCUAAAGCCGGGGGGCACAAACAUCCCCGUCACGGAGGACAACAAGCAAGAGUACGUCCGCCUCGUCACUGAGCAGCGCUUGACGGCCUCCAUCCAGAAGCAGAUUGACGCCUUCUUGAGCGGCUUCAACGAUGUCAUUCCGCCGGAGCUGAUUCGCAUCUUUUCCGAGCAAGAACUCGAGCUCCUCAUCUCAGGCUUGCCCGACAUCGACGUCAAUGCCUGGAAGAACAACACAGAGCUGCACGGCUACACGGCCUCGGAUCCCGUGGUGCAGUGGUGGUGGCGAGCAGUGCGGAGCUUCGACCAGACGGAGAAGGCAAAGCUUCUUCAGUUCAUCACGGGCACCAGCAAGGUGCCUCUCGAAGGGUUUGCGCACCUGCAGGGCGUGCAAGGCACGCAACGCUUCAACAUUCACAAGGCGUACGGGGCUGAUCGAUUACCAGCUGCGCAUACAUGCUUCAACCAGCUAGAUCUACCCCAGUACGACUCUUACGAGAAGCUCCGCUCACAGCUCCUACUGGCCAUGAACGAGGGCGGCGAAGGCUUCGGCUUUGCCUAG